Molecule: messenger RNA, 7082 nt
Organism: Sitodiplosis mosellana (orange wheat blossom midge)
Lineage: Eukaryota; Metazoa; Arthropoda; Insecta; Diptera; Cecidomyiidae
Product: START domain-containing protein 10-like
Exons: 4
Coding region: 1697-2572 (291 amino acids)
Molecular function (GO): lipid binding
Source: RefSeq, a predicted model, not a curated record
UCGAGAUUGUUCGAUAUUCCUCGCACUCUCUCUCUCUCUCUCUCUCACUCGCUCUCUUCUCCACACGCUCUCUCGCUCGGUACGGUAAAAGCAUUUGGAUGUUGGUUGCAUUUGAUUCGCUGUCGUCAGCAAUCAUCAGUCAUUCGGAAUACGUUCACUGAAUCCGAAGCUCAAACAAAUUUGCUAUUCUCUUAACUUAUUCUCCACUGCGCUUGGAUAUACACAUAGUUAGUUUCCUUUUUUAUGUGUGGUGUGUAUUAUAACGAAAUUAGAAAACGCAACCAGCAGCAAUAAACAUUUAAAAAAAAAAACAUACAAAUCCUCUUACACACACCAACCGCCCUCCCUCCCGGAAGGCAUAUAUUUGUAAAGUUUUCUGCUGUGCGUUUCCGUUGUUUUAAUUUUCCCAUUUUAAUUUCUCCUUUUUGGUUUUAUUACUUUUAAUUUGGAGUUUAACUUCUCGGGCUGUUUUAUUUGGUGCCGUGUACUGUACGCACCAACAUGCAGAAGAAGUGUGAAAAAUAUGUGAUAUUUUUGUUAAAAUGUUAUAGAACACGGAAAACAUUCAUUCGUAGUAUUGAUUGAAUUACGGAACGCGUGAGUGAGUGAGUGAGUGUAGAGCACAUUUUUUUUCUCUAUGAUGAUAAAUAGAACACGCCAGAUGUAUUUAAAUGGGAUAUCAAGAAAUUAGGGUGUAAAAUAUCAAAUGAACAAUACAAAAGCACCAAUCACACACUACACGACCAGACAUUUCGUUUUUGGUGUAAUUUUUUUUCUUUCAAUUUUGUGCGGAACAGAUUGUGUACUCAACAUACGAAACGUUGGGCGGUUUAUUGUUUGGUUUCAAUUUUUGUGAUAGUAAAACAAGAAGAAAGGAAGACAGAGGAAAAAACCGUUCCGUUUUUCCUUGGAAUUUCAAUUUCAUCGUCAUAGCUGUAUAGCCAUAGAGAGUUCAGUUUUCUCUCUGGCGCUCACACACACACAUCGCAUCAUAUAUACAAAGCCUGUUGAUUGUUCAGCGUACAAACAGUGUGAUGAUAGUGAUGAUGCGGGCGACGUGAAUCACUUCCACCAAAAUGAAUGGAAAGUGAAGGCAAAAAGAAUAAGAGAAAAACUUGGGUGACAACAAAAGCCAUAACAAUCAUAUGAGUAAAUGGUUGAUUGAAACAAAAAAAAAACACGAACACACACACACAAAGAAUAUAGAAUACGAAACAUAUGAGAGCGAGUUGUUGAGACAAAAGUCAUUCAUAUACAAAUAUAUAUGAUGAAAUAGGAAAAAUGGAAAGUUAAGUGAUGAAUAUAUUGAAAAGGAAAGCACACAAAGGCAUGUUUUGAAACAAUUUCAUGCAUAGAAAUUAGGUCAGAUAUUAGUUAAACGUGUUUGCCUCCAGUGAGUGAGUGAGAAGAGCAGCAACAGCAGCAGUAGCGAAUAGAAAAAAAAGUAUACAUAACAAGAAGCGUACACCAUAACCAUAUUAGCGCCAGCAUUAAAGGGAAAGACAGUUAGUGGCAAAGUAUACGCAGUGAAGUGGUUAAAUUUAUCGGAUGCAAUUUAGAUCUGGCGACACCACCACCGGAGAGGGAAAAAAAACGAGAAGAAAAAAAAUUGCUCAUUCGCUUCAUAGACUCAGAACACACAGACGCAUACACUUGCUCUCACUCGCUCAUAAAAUAAUAAAUUAGAUUCAACGAAAUGGAAGAAUUGGCGUGCAUUGCAGACGACGAUGAUUUUGCAUCGUUGAAGCGUUUAGUUGACACCGAUGACGGUUGGUCGCUCGAAGUAUGCAAAGCAAACACAUUGGUGUGGACACGUUCGGUGCCCGGUUGCAAUUUUCAAAUGGUUAAGAUAAACUCCCGUUUCGAGGACAUCGAUCCAGAAUGUGUGUUUGAUGUGCUGCUCGACCCGGAUUAUCGCAAAGAAUGGGAUUCCCAUAUGCUUGAAAGUUUUGAUAUUGGCAAUUUUAAUGUGAAUAACGACGUUGGCUACUAUGCAAUGUCAUGCCCGCCACCGCUAAAGCCAAGAGAUUUUGUGCUACUACGGUCAUGGCUAGAUACGGGACCACGGGGUGAACAAAUGCUCCUAUCACGUUCCAUCAUUCACAAGGAUUAUCCACCAAAAAAAGGAUACGUACGAGCUGUAUCGCACAUAACUGGAUUUGUUAUAAGGCAACAACCGCGUGGUGGCUGCCGCGUUGGUUAUAUAGCACAUUGUGAUCCACAAGGCACACUACCACCUUGGCUAGUGAAUAAAGUAACACAUUCGUUGGGCCCAAGAAUGGUAAAAGACUUACGGAAAGCAGCAUUGGGUUAUAAACGAUGGAAAUCGGCACAAACGAGUGAUCGCAAACCGUGGCGUUUUCCCGAGGAAAUAAUCACACCUCGCAUUUCAGUAUUGGAUUGUCAAAUUCCUGAAUCAUUUAUAAAUAGUAGGAAAAAUAGUUGUGCCAUCGAAUCGUUGCCAAGUUCACAGUCGACGUCAUCGUCGAAACCGGAAGAGCGACGCAAGAAGCGCGGUGGUAGCCUGCGAAAAUUCCAUCGCAUGCUACCAAAACUACCGACCGAUAAAUAAACCUUCAUCGCACAUCACUUGUUCCAUGAUUCAAAUCAGAAUGGCUCUCCGGCCAUUUGCAUGAUUGAAUUCCGACGGUUUCAAGGCGAUGACGGCGGCAUGGAUACAACAACAGUGGCUACAGCAACAACAAUGAAACAAAUCAUCCAUUCUUUUGCGUCGGAUGCCUUCGAAGACGAAUCAGAAAUGGAAGGAGAAGAAGAAAAAAAAACUUUUUGUCGAAACUGGUAAUUGAGUAAGAAUCUUGUUCAAGCGACGUGAAAAAUUGUGUGCUCAUAUUUUUGGCAAUUGCAAAAAUAUUGGCAGAUUACUUUUGCAUACAGAUUUACUUUUGUGAUGAAUUAUGCAUGAGCGUAUAAGGUAAAUAACAAGCGAAUUCACAAUACACAUACAGCAAAAGCAGCAGCAGAAGCAUCUUCGUUGCCGUGAGCAUACCACAAUAAUAAUAAUCAGCGAAAUACAUUUCGGUCGAAUAUGAAAUAAUAUAGAUUCAUUUUUUCAUCUUCAAUCUAUCAUCGAAUGUAUGGAAAAAUAGGAGACAAAAAAUGGAGCUGUUUCGAUCAGUUGUACAAUUCAUUUGCAUAUUCAGCAAUUGUAGAAGCAACCCAUACAUGGCUGCAGGCGAAACCAAGCAGCAAUUUUGCCACAUACAGAGAAACUGAGUUUUCUGCGGUUUUUCCCUUUUUGGGUUUUCUGGCCGAAUUAAUGAGACAUUUUCUUGCAAUCAGCAAGCGGUAUGAUGCUAUUAAAUCAUCAAAUCUUUUGAAAAUUGAAACGCAAACGAAUCGAGGGAAAAAAGGAGACGAACAAGAAGAAGAAGUGAAUUUGUUGACAUUUAAACGAAGGGUUAUAUAUAUGCAAUGCAAACAGAUAGUUAUGUUGAAAUUUUUGAUGUUUUCUCUCAAUCAAUAUCAUUAAAUAGUGUUUAUUUAAGGCGAACGGUUAAGCAGUCAAUUUUGGAUUUGUGUGGGCAAACGAGAAAAAAGUGGAAUUUUUGAUGAAGAAUUUGUUAGAAGUUUGCAGACAAGCGCUUCAAUGUGAUUUUUGAAUUGUGGCAUUUUUUCGGUUGUGCAGAGUUAAAUAAAAAUAAUAACAGAGACGAUCUCAUUCUAAUGUUUAUUAACAGUUUAUUAAUUAUUAUUGUAGUAGUAUAAGUAAAUUAAUAUUAUUUCUCUUUGACAACAACAACAAAUAUAUGUAUUAAACAAAUUCAGGUUCUAUCAACUGCUACCAUUUUAUCUGUAUCUGUACUGAAUCGAGAUCACUGCAAAAAAAAGUGACUUUAAUGACAAAAAAAAACAGGGUCUCUGUGAACAAAACCCAUAUAUAUUUGUCUCAUGGAACAUCAUCGCUCACUCUUUCAUACAGUAUGAAUCAUACUCUUUCUUUUGAACUCACAAACACAUUCCAAUCUCAAAGCCAGAGAGUUAUUCAUUAUACGCCUUUCCUUCUUCCUCCUCCCCCUUUUUCCAAUUAUUAUCUGAAUUUUCUACGGUAUUUGUAAACUUCAUGUAAAUUUAGUAGUUUGAGAUUAAACACACUAAAAAAAACUGAUUAGAACAAAAAUAAAAUCAUUAAAGAUAAAAAUUAUAAAUCUAUUAAACAUCAAAAGAACGAGAAAAAAAAACAACAAAGAAAUUGGCUGUCAUUAGAAUCUAUAAAAAUAUCAAACAAACAUGAAAAUCUAAAAUGAAAAACACCAUCCAACACAGAAAAUUUUAUCAAACAAUAAGAAUGCUGGAUGAAAAUGAGUGCGCAUUUUGGCCUAGAUGGUAUAUUAUCUAUAUAUAUAUUUAUCAAAAGUGACAUAGUUUAAAUUCCAUAUUUAUUAAAUUGAUUAUAUGAAAAUUGCUUCCAUAUAUUAUUAUUAUUAUUAUCAUUAUUAUCAUUAUUAUUAAAUAUCAAAGUAACCAUAUUUUUAAUUCGAGACCGGGAGAAGCGCAAGAAGUAUUUUUAAUGGAAUUUUUAAGUUGUAAAUCGCAUUGAAAGGAGUCAGCGUGGGAGUAAUUCAUUAUUCAUCUCAAUUCAUCUCUUCACCUAUAUACACAGUACACAUAAACAAUAUAAAAUGUAUUCAAGCUGAAUCGUAAUGAAAAUGCUGUUGAACAUGGCGGUGUACUCGCCACGGGAGAUAGAACUUUGGGAAUAUCCUUUGUAAACAAACCGCUGGCUAGAGUCAAUGCCAAUGUUCAAUUUAAUCAAAAAUAACCUAGACACAUUUUUAGCCAUUUUACUUCAUGUUCAUUUCUAUUCGAUGCAUUGUUUUGUAAAACCGUGUUUCUUUGUUCUUCAGCUUCGAAAAUUCAAAGUGAAUGAAAUCAAAGAAGAAACGGAGCAUCAUUGGUAUUUGUGCUUCCAGAAACGAAAAAAAAAAACGAAUAUUUUUACCAUCCAUUGAUGCCAAUGCAGAAGAAAAAUAACGAUUUUACAAUUGAUUUUUCUGUUUUCAGCACUUUUUUUUCCAACUUUUCAAGGUUGGAUAUUUUCAUAUUGCGCUGUGCUCUCUCAGUCAGUGUUACUAUAACAUUCGUCUAUAUUAUUAAUGGUCAUUAAUUUAAUGGAAAUUUUAUUUUUUGUUCAAAUUCUCUUUCCAUUUUAAUUUUCAUCUGCAUCAAUAUUUCACGAUACAACAUUUUACGAGAGUUUUUGCGUUUUUAGUUGAUGAUUAGCCCCAUUUCCCAUGAGUCCCUUUCCUUUUACCCCGAGCUUCAUUUUACUAUCACAACGAAUGACGAAAGCACAAUAACGAAGCUCAAUCGAAUUUGUAAGAAAAAUAAUUAGAAACCAAAAUGUAGUCUCAACAUAGUUUUUAAUUUUUUUUCGGGGGAGAAAAUAAAGAAGACACAAAACUUUAAACAAAUUUUGUUCUCUGAGACAUUAACAACUGUAUCAUCAAUAGCAUUUAAGACUUUGAACACUUAAGAUCAUAAACUAUAAAAUGAACAGAGAUAAAAAAAAAAUAAUAAAAACAAUCAAUUACUUUCAAUAAACAAAUAAAACUAAAUUGAAGACCUUUUAGAAGAUAAAAACUCAGUAAAAGAAGAAGAUGACGAUGAAGAUAAAUUACACAGGACAAUGGGAAUGAUAUCAUAUUCUAUUUAAAUCCAGGUCAAACUCACAGAGGAAACGAACAAUAUUGUACGAUGAUAUACUGAUGUCAAAUCAGAGAGUUGUUAAAAUAAAAAUAUGCGUGUUAAAUAUUGACAUUUUGUUGAAUUUGUGAUCUUGUUAUGAAUUUUUCUGAUUUUAGCAACGAAAUCACUAUAAUUGUGUCGUGCGACUUGGAUCGGAUGAACAUGGUAAUAUAAUCAUAAAAUGUGUGUGUGAGACAUGGGCACACAUCUCACGUAAGGGCCAGAUAAAAUUUCAUUUAUUUUCGACAAUCUAUUUUUAUCAUUGAAGCUUUUGUGAGCAAAUGAUUGGGACUUGCUCAAUUACGCGAGAAUUUCAGCCCAGAUAUCAUCACACUAGAUUAAAAUGCGAUGAUUCUGAAUCAUUAGUUGUAAGUUGCAACAAACGGUCAGAAACAAACUGACGACCGGCCAAAAAGUGGCAAACGAUCAAAAAAAAUAGCAAACACUCAAAAAGUGAUGGACAUGUGGGUCAAUUUGAUUAAUUUUUACUAAAACACAAUCCAUGUUUUGACACGAAGUCAAUUCAAUUGCAGAAAAAACUGUUUGAUUUCUGUUUCAUCCAACUAUGGAAGGCACAACGUUGUUGCAAUUACUGUUGAUGUUGCUAUUAACUAUUUAAAAAAAACAUACGGUGAAGCACGCCGAUUAAUUGUGUAUUCAUUCCAUUCAAUAACAAAGUAAUAAUCACAUCAUACCAAAAAUCGAUUAUCGUUGCCAUAAAGCCUUUAUGAUAAAGGCGGGUGUUUUUUUCGUUGUUGCCGAUGGAUUUGAUGAAUAUUGCUUUCGCUUAUCGAUAAAUACUUUGAAGUUGUUUGUUUUGAAGCUUUUUAUUAGCACAAGACCAAUGGCCUGUUCGAUGAAAGGAAAAAUGUACACGGCUGUCUGUCUUCGCAAUAUGAACAUAAAUUAUGUGGGAUCAAAUGGUAAACAAUCCUCAGCAAACAGUUAACGGAAUUAAUGUAACUUAAUAGCAGCGCCAUUAUAGGGCAAUGAAUUUCUUGUGCCUAUUUAUCAUCAUGCGGUCCCCUUCGAAAAAAGUGAAAGAGAAAUUUUUUCGCAGUCUUCUUGCUAUUUAAUGAAUGUCCGUGCUGUUUUGCGAUAAGACGGGAUUGCUUCCGCAGCUCGGGAAAAGCCUAUGUUUACUGAAGGAAAAAUUGGCUACACAAAAAAGUGUACGCUUUUUCAGUAAGAAAAAACAUUUACAGACAUAGCAUACACUUUGUUCACCCAAACCAUUUUGUCAACUCAGUAUACGCUGAACUUUGAUACACGUAUCAAAUUACAAAUUUCAAAUUGGUUUGAAAAAAAAAUUCGCAUGUAAAUCCUUAAAGCACUGAAUUGAAAAUUGAAAUUAACGUCAUUCGACGGUAAACAAA